Molecule: messenger RNA, 2259 nt
Organism: Xenia sp. Carnegie-2017
Lineage: Eukaryota; Metazoa; Cnidaria; Anthozoa; Malacalcyonacea; Xeniidae
Exons: 3
Coding region: 1-2259 (752 amino acids)
Molecular function (GO): GTP binding
Source: RefSeq, a predicted model, not a curated record
AUGGACAGUAUCAACUCUUCUCAAUUAAAGCCCAUACCAUCGUCUGAAAAUGAAAGAAUAAAAGAAUUAAAUGAGAUCAAAAUGAGUGGUGAAAAUGCAGAAAUAAAUCCCAGGGCGUCACUUCUUUAUUUUAUAACUUCAAGUAUGAAAAUCCAACGCCAUUCUAAAUCUGCAAUGAUAUUGCUUGUUGGAGGUAGUGGAUGUGGUAAAUCAUCAACAAUAAAUCAUUUACUGGACACUGGAGAUGGAAUUAGUGUUAUUGAGACAAGUGAUAACGAAUCAUCUACGAAAAAAACAUCUGAGUAUAUUAUUACUAUUGACGAACCCAAGUAUGAAGUGAGUGAUUUAACCAUGAGAAUUAUUGACACCCCUGGUUUAAAUGAUAGUGAGGGUGUUAAACAAGAUGCAUGUAAUUUUGUAUCUAUAAAAAAAUAUUUGGAAACACAUCCCGAAUUUUCUUCGAAAACAAAGAUUUAUCCAAAUCUUGUGUUCCUAGUUGACAGAGCCAGUAAUAAUAGAAUAAAAGGAGUCAUUAGCACACUUUCAAAAUCCUUGAGAAGUAUCAAGAUGUUGAAUAUUGUUGACAUCAGUCAUCCAAAUCUUGUUGUGAUUUUAACACAUGUUUGUUCAGUUGGCUACGCAAACCCGAAGAAAUGGCAAGAAAGGAUGCAAAAAAUGAAAGAACGUGUGUCUGACAUUGUUUUUGAAACUUUAGGUGUCAGAGCGCCAACUGUAUUGAUAGAAAAUGAUCCUUAUGAUGAUUAUGAACUAGAAAAGAAAGGAGAAUUCACAAUUCUUCCCAAUGGUGAAAGACAACCUUUGAAUUUAUACAAAGCUUGCCUUGGCUUUCUCACAAAAAGCAAAGAUGGAAACGAUAUCACAGAUAAGUUUGGGCAUAUGGUGUUCAAUGCUGCAUUUACACGAAAGAAAAAAGAAAAACCAUUAAAAGGUCAUGAAGUUAAAGCUAAAGUAGCAAGUAAAGAGGAGUUAUCAGAGGAGGAAUGGAAACUUGCAAAAGAUUUUACUGAAGCUGCUGCAGGAGGUUUACCCAACUCACUUGCCGAGCGUGCAAUGCAGUAUAUUUCCGAGAACAGCAUCAAGGACGAAACUGUAAAAAAAGAACUUUUUGGGCUGGUAGAAACUAUGAAUGCGAUGGGAUUGUCGGAUGAUUCAAAAUUAAAGCGCACAACAAUCAGUAAAAUCAACCAUUGUCAUGACGACAUUAUCACCGAACAUGGCCUUCAAAUGUUGGAAAAGCAAUUUAACAUAAAAUGUGCUGAGUCGUUUUUUUCGGCUGAAUUUAUUGGUCAGGGAUACAACCUUCUCACAGACGACUUUGUUUCUGCUCAGGUUUUAAAAUUAUCUCUCGUUGAUAAUAAACAAUUUGGCUUGAGAAUUCCUAAAUUUGCACAAAUAUUGAAGACAAAUGAAACUGUAGACAGCGAAGUACAUUUACAACGGAAUGAAAGUUACAUUAAGUCGCGCCUUUCAGCCUUGGGGCUAAAUGUGAACAUGGCACCAAGUAUAUUAAAGAUGGCUCCAGAAUUUGAUGUAAAUUACAGCAUGGAGCGUGAGGAAAAUGACUCAAGAUCUUCAACCAGUACAAAGAUAUUAAAAGAAGUAAGAAUCGCAAAGAUUAAUGUUGAUGAAUUUGAUUCGAAAAAAAUUACUUUUGCUGAUGAAUUUCGUUCUGCUGUGGAAGAACUUCCAAGUGAAAAUAUCGAAAACGAGAAAGUGAUGAAAAAGUUCAUAAAUUUUUUCAAUAAAUUUGGUCAGUUUGUCGUCACGUCUGCAUAUGUUGGGGGAUCAGUUGAAUGUGAUAAUUAUAAUGACAUCAUAGAAUUGUCAAACCGAGAUGAAAAUUAUGUUGGCGGUAUUAUUGGUGCAAUUAUUGUGAGACUUUGGGCUAAACGACAAACACCAGUGAAUACAGAAAGCAACGGAGUCUUGAAAACUAGAUCCACUAAAUGGAGAGGUGGGCAUGUAGACUUGCAAGUUGAAGAAAAAUUCCAUGAAUGGAAAAAAUCUGUUGCCAAUGACCCAGUGCUUUUAAAACAUAAAUUAACAUUGCAGCACAUUCACACGUUAGUUGGAAUGAUUGAUAAAAAGAAAGGGAAUCUCGCCAAACAAGCUUUCGAAAAAAUGUUUCAGAUUGAUACUUUAGAUACUUUAAGUCUUUACGGUAAUGAUUCUUCAAAAGCAAAUUCGGAGAAAAAGGAACUGAAGCAAGAAAAGCAGAUUCUUCUAACACAAAGCUAA